This is a messenger RNA of Caenorhabditis briggsae, 336 nucleotides long. Lineage: Eukaryota; Metazoa; Nematoda; Chromadorea; Rhabditida; Rhabditidae. The record is from RefSeq and is a predicted model, not a curated record. The transcript has 3 exons. Bases 1 to 336 code for a protein of 111 amino acids.
AUGCUGUUUUUGAGAAUCAAAAGAAACAUAGAAGAAUUGAAAAAUUGCAGAGGACAUAUAAGAUAUUGUGGAGGGCCAGUUAAUUGGGAAUCGUUAAAUCGGAUAAUCAUAGUCGUUGAAAAUUUUGGGUUUUUCAACUGGGGGAAAGAUGAGGAAACAGGAAGACAAGAAGAGAAUGAGUUUGAAAAGCAGACUGAGAUCAGUUGGUUCAUUAUGCAUUCCUGGUUCAACAAGAAGCGUCAAAAAGUCAUUCGACUUCACUUGAGCCGUUGUAUAGCUAACUUUUUCAAACCUGAAGUGCUUCUCAAUUACGAAGAAUAUAAGGACUUUACCUGA